CCCGGUCCAGUUGUUCAGACUGAGCACCAGAGCCGGUGCUGCCUGUUAAUAACUAAGCGGCACCUGCAGGAUGCCGCCCGUCUCCGGGCUCUUCAGCCCCGCACCGGAUUGGACAGCGACCGCGCCACGUCAGCAGCAUCAGCGCGGCUCAGCCAAUCAGAGCGCAGCAGGUUAACGCAAACAUCCCUGAUGCUGCUGCUGUGUAGUAGCAACCCCAGAAACAAGCACUGCUGGUCUGAUCCGCGUGGAUUCACUCCACGAAGAUUAAAGCAGAUCAAUUGAGCCGAUUUAAAAUGUCCCCGCGGUGAUUGUGACCUUUUAAUAGGCGCUGAUUGAAUCGGGAGGAAGAUGGAGGCUCGAUCGAUUAUUGGAGAAAGUACUGAUGCGAUAGUGGUGGAUGAUUCUCCGACUGAAGAGAAGGAGAUUCAGCAGACUGCCCAGAGUUGCAUCCCGGUGGUUUCUCUGUGCCCCCCUGACGGCUCCGUCGAGGCCCAGCUGACUGUCAUCCCCUCUGCAGAGGAGCUGUGUGACAGCUGCAGCAGCCUGGGAAAACCCUCCUCCUCCUUCCAGCUCUACCAUCAGGUCCCGCAGCGUCUUCAGACUGGAGCCUGCCAUUCGCCGUGCCACCUUAAAUGCCCCCACUGCAGCUGUCACGGACCAGUCAAAGCCCGCUGCUGCCAAUCGAACGCAGCGUGUCCUCGCGCAGACGGAGGGCUGGCGGUGAAACCCGGACACGGCUGUGGUUCUGCCCAGCAGGCGUCCUGCCACGGGUCGGCCAGGUGCCACUGGCUGCACGGGCCGAACGAGACCAGAACCAAACCGAAGCAGCGCCAGGUGGUGUCAGUAAGGACUGGAGGAUUUUACUUCAUCAUUAGAAAGUAUUCCCAGCUGUUGGUGGACCGACCGUUACUGGUGCUGCUGGUUUGUGCCGUCCUGCUGCUGGGACUGUCACUGGCUGGACUCUUCAUCGGGUCUCUGCCAGACUUCUCCGAUCCGCUUCUGGGUUUCCAGCCACGGGGAACGUACAUCGGCGUUCGGCUGUCCAGCUUGUCCAGGCUGCAGCAGGAAACCGGCCCGGGAAAAACUCUUUCUGCUGAGCCACAGCAGCUCAGCAAGAGCUUUGCCAAGGCCGGCGCUGUCAGCAGAGACAGUCAUGGCAGUCAGCUCGCCUCCAGAGGUCGUCGUAUUAAGAGGAUGCUGGCCGCUGACUUUUCUCUGGACACUUUCCUCUGUGAUGCUCCAGGCGAGCGCUACGCCCAGCUGGUGUUUCGAUCCGAAAACUCCGCCAGUCUCUGGAGCCUGAAGGCCAUCCACGCCAUGUGUGAGAUGGAGCAGUCCAGGAUUCGGUCCCAGGCUCAGUUCCAGGACCUGUGCCAGCAGCCUGAGAGCGGGGAAGCGGAGGGAGCGCCGAGGAGCGGCUGCUGUCCAAGCUGGUCCUUGGGGAACUACUUGGCGGUUCUCUCCAAUGCCUCCUGCUGCCUCAGCCUUACCUCACAACAGGUCUCAGAGUCUUUGAACCUUCUCCGGAAAUGUGCUCCAUCCUACCACCGAGGAGAUCUGACCUCGGCCUGCGCAGAGAGACUCAUGCAUGGCGGCUGCUCCUCCGUUCCCUCGCGCUGCAAACAAUCCCGCGUUGUGUUCCAGAUCCUGCACUUCCUCGUUGACAAAGACUUUCUCGGCCCCCAGACCGUUGAAUACCAAAUACCGACGCUGAAGUACAGCCUCCUGUUCUUACCCGUCCAGAAAGGAGAGCACAUGAUGGAGAUCUACAUGAACAGCCUUGAAGGAAGAGAUCUGACGUACAAUAACACGACCAUAACCGGGAUAGACUUUGGUAUCAAGAAGACGCUGUUCAAAUAUUACUUGGUGAGAGAUUCAGUGUUCCCGGUCCUCGCUGUUUUAUCCCUCUUGUUCACCAUGGUUUUAUAUCUCCAGUCCUUCUUCAUUGUAGCAUUAUCUGUUCUAGCAAUCACAGCCUCACUCCUGACCUCGUAUUUCUUCUAUAAAGUUGCUUUUCACCUGACUUUCUUCCCCAUGGUGAACCUGGCAGCAGCUCUGAUUCUCUUAGGAAGUUGCUCCAAUCAGGUUUUUAUCUUUACAGAUUUCUGGAAUCUGCAGCUAACGCAAAACCCUUCAGCCUCCCUGGAGAAGAGAGUAAACAGAGCCUUACAGGAAAUAGGCUAUAUUAUCUUAGCUUCAGGCUUGACCUCCAGUGCAGCUUUUUUCUCUGGUUAUCUCAGCAGCAUCACAGCAAUUAGAUGUUUCUCUAUUUAUCUGGGGACUGCUUCCUUUAUCAGCUGUCUGCUGGCGUUAGUGUGGCUGCCGUGCUCUUUCAUCUUGCUUGAGCGCUCCAGGAAGGCGCCCGCUGCGUCUGUAGUGGUGCAAACAUGGAAGCCCCACUGCUCCAAAAACCUGGGUGGCUUCUGGGAAACGAGUUCCCGUAAGAGGUGCAUCUUCAGCAUGAUGCAGAAGCUGAGAGAACUGAAAAGAGGCCUGUCAGACACCUCAAACCUGCUGUUUCUGAAGAUCCUACCCUGUGGGGUUGUGAAGUUUCGCUACAUCUGGGUGUGCUGGUUUGCAGUUCUUGCGGCCGGGGGCACGUACAUGUCCUGGAUUGACCCCGGCAUGAGGUUACCGACUCUGGACAGCUGGGUCGCCCAACUGUUCCGCUCCAGCCACCCUUUUGAGAGAUACGAUGCAGAGUACCGCCACAUGUUUAUGUUUGAGAGGCAGAGGAAUGGGGAGGACAAACCCGUCACUGUUCUGCUCGUUUGGGGCAUCAAACCGACUGAUAAUGGAGAUCACUUUAACCCACAGAGUAACGGGUCCCUGGUUUUUGACCCGAGCUUUAACAUGAGCAGGCCGGACGCUCAGGUCUGGCUGAGAGAUCUGUGUGCAAGGGUCCAGAACCAAAGCUUUUAUUCUGCUCCAACACCAGAAAAUAAAGAUGUCAUGACGGAUAACGUCUGCCUUGUGGAGCAGCUGGUGCGCUGGGUAUCUGUCAGGCGGUGCUCAGGAACCAGUGAUGCCCUUCAUCUCUGCUGUAGCAACAUCCCCUUCCCUUUCCCUCCCAGCGUCUUUGAAAGCUGCCUGAAUAUGAUGCUGGCAGAGAAACACGCCGAGAGCCAUGCGCCUCGUAGUGGAGGCCUGUACUUCCUGCCAAACGGCACGGCAGCUGCCCUGGUUCUGGAGUUCCAGACCACCCAUCUCUACAGCUUCAACUUUAGCAGAACCAGUGGUUUUUACAGGGAAAUCCUGACAUGGUUCAACAAAGAAAUGUCAGGAGCCCCACAAGGGCUGGAGGACGGCUGGUUCAUCAGCCAGCUGUCUCUGUUCGAUCUACAACAGUCUCUAAGUUCUGAGACUCUGGUGGUCGCUGGGGUCUCUGUAGCUCUCACGUUUAUUCUGCUGCUGCUAACCACCUGGAAUAUCCCACUUAGCUUAUAUGCGACUGUUGCUGUAGGAGGAAGUGUGUUCGUCACUGUUGGACUCCUCGUCCUGCUUGAGUGGCAGCUGAGUGGCGUCGAGGCCCUGCUUAUAUCCUCCGCCGCAGGGCUUUCUGUUGACUUUGUAGCCAACUUUUCCAUUUCCUACAGCUUAGCUCCUCAUUCGGACAAGAUAGGAAAAGUGGCACACUCCACUAAAAGAAUGGGAUGCCCUGUAGCAAUAGUUUCCGGUGCAUUUUUCUUCAUGGGCAUUGUCAUGCUACCAGCCACUGCCUUACACUUUAGAAAAAUAGGGAUUUUCCUGUUUCUGGUGAAAUGUGUGGCGUGUGGAUUUGCAACCUUCUUUUUUCAGUCCCUGUGCUGCUUUUGCGGGCCACAGAGAAACUGCGGGAGAAUCACGCUGCCGUGUUGCUCGGAGGACACAGACGGGGUGCUGACCUCCUGCUCCGAGCCUGGCCCUUCGCCUGCUGCCAACGGGGCUUUUGGCAGAUCUAGAGGGAGGCGGAGUUAUGACAAAGAGGCAGGUGGUUACCUCUACCCCGACCACCAGCGUCAGCACAGACACAAACAGACCGGAGGAGGAGGUGGUUUGCACAGGGGCGCAGAGCAAUACGAGCUGCAACCUCUGGCGUAUCGCCUCAGCGACAGCUUCGAAAACAGCACCUGUACCAGCAAGCUGUCCAACCAACCCUCAGUGCUCUCGGAUGAAAUUGAGUUUUGUGGGGUAGAGGUGAGCAAGAAGGAUUUGGAUCCGGCCCUUCAAACCUCAUCCCCUUACAGAGAAAAUACCCUCCGCCAAGCAGGCCAGGUGCAAGAAGAUGUAGCUACUGGAAAUCUGCUGUGUAAAACCUGCAGGGGUCAAUCAGUUGUGGGGAAGCAAUGGAGCAAUACGUCUUACUCCUCAUCAUCGAGCAUAGAGGAAACCAUCAUCAGCCACACAAUGGAGACCACAGACCAGCAGUCGUUCUGCAAGGAUGAAAAUACCACAAAGGAGGGUCACAAUCAGCACUUCCCAUCUCAGAGCUCCUGCGAAGGCCUGGAGGAUUCCUGCGAAACAUGUCUGAGUGACAUUGAGGCAGGGUCUUCAAACCCACAGCAGGACGAUGGAGAGACGGCGGCUCAGCUGCAACCAGGACACCUCAACGGCAAGAGAGACACGCUGAGGCUCUCGCUGAAGGAAACAGUUUACGAGACGAAGGACCGCAGCAGCCGCAGUGAAGAAGUGGUCAUCUUACCCAACAGCAGGCCGGACCUACCAGAUGUCUGGAUAAAGCGAGACGGACAGCGGGAGGAUGCAUGUUGAGCAACACGUUGCUGUGGAUUCGCAGUCGUCCAGGACAUCUCAAUGCUAAGUGCUUGAAUUGAAGACAUCAGGACUUAU
Molecule: messenger RNA, 4827 nt
Organism: Poecilia reticulata (guppy)
Lineage: Eukaryota; Metazoa; Chordata; Actinopteri; Cyprinodontiformes; Poeciliidae
Gene: disp2
Product: dispatched RND transporter family member 2
Biological process (GO): smoothened signaling pathway
Cellular component (GO): membrane
Molecular function (GO): transmembrane transporter activity
Source: RefSeq, a predicted model, not a curated record